Rhopalosiphum maidis (corn leaf aphid) is the source of this 1831-nucleotide messenger RNA. It is a transcript of the gene TrpRS, whose product is annotated as tryptophan--tRNA ligase, cytoplasmic. Gene Ontology annotation, biological process: tryptophanyl-tRNA aminoacylation. The coding region runs from base 497 to 1708 and encodes 403 amino acids. The record is from RefSeq and is a predicted model, not a curated record. Gene Ontology annotation, molecular function: ATP binding; tryptophan-tRNA ligase activity. The transcript is spliced from 7 exons. Lineage: Eukaryota; Metazoa; Arthropoda; Insecta; Hemiptera; Aphididae. Gene Ontology annotation, cellular component: cytoplasm.
UAUGAGUUGUGAUAAUCUAUAAUAAUGAGAUAAAAAAAAUAAGGUUGGCCCUUUAACGCUUCCGUAUAUUUACUUACUUAGUGUCUACCGUCUGAUGAUAUUGUAGACUAUUUCCGUUCGGAAUCGUUUUUCGUAUACAAUUAAUGAUAAUUGAAUUCAAUUUUAACACACUCAUUAUACUCACUCAGUCACUCUACAUCAAGUAUUAUACAGCAGAGUGGUAUCCAAUUUGGCCCGCCUUUUUCAUGUUUAAUAUCAAUGGUUAUAAGUUAUAACCGUUACAUACCUCCACGCAUGGCUAAAUAAAUAUCAAAUAUUUUAUGCCUCCACGGGAUCCACGUCGUUUAUAAUAACAACUGAUAACCGAUAACUGAUAACUUUCCUAUAAUAAUUAUUGUGUAUAAUGAUGCAUAACCAACAAUUAUUUGUACAGAAUAGCGGUUUUGAUUUCCUAGUAAUUACAUAUUAAUAUAUUACGUUUUACUUACGUUUGAAAAUGGCUUCAUCCUUGGAAAACUUGUCAUUGCAAUCUAAAGAAGUCAACAACGAAGAUGAUGUGGUAAACCCGUGGAAUGUUUCUUCAAAGAACAAAACAGGAAUCGACUAUGACAAACUCAUCAGAAGAUUUGGUAGUAGUAAAAUUGAUGACGAAUUAAUUUCGCGGAUCGAGGCUGUUACUAAAAAACCUGUUCACCAUUUCCUUAAAAGAGGAAUAUUUUUUUCACAUCGAGAUUUAUACAGUAUUUUAAAUUUAUAUGAACAAGGAAAACCUUUUUAUUUAUAUACAGGAAGAGGACCUUCUUCAAACUCUCUACAUAUUGGACAUUUAAUACCAUUUAUAUUUACAAAAUGGUUACAAGAAGCUUUUAAUGUUCCUCUUGUUAUACAGUUGACUGAUGAUGAAAAAUACUUAUGGAAAGAUUUAACAUUAGAAGAAGCAAAGGUGUUGUCUGUUGAAAAUGCUAAAGAUAUAAUAGCAUGUGGAUUUGACAAAAAGAACACAUUUAUAUUUUCAGAUUUACAGUUUAUGGGUGAAUGUCCGUCUUUUUAUGCUAAUGUACUGAGAAUUCAAAAAAGUGUUACAUUCAAUCAAGUAAAAGGUAUAUUUGGAUUUGGAGAUAGUGAUGUAAUCGGAAAAAUUGCAUUCCCUGCUGUUCAAGCUGCUCCUUGCUUGUCUUCAACAUUUCCAUUUAUAUUUGGAAAUGAAAAAGUUCCUUGUUUAGUUCCAUGUGCUAUUGAUCAGGAUCCAUAUUUUCGAAUGACCAGAGAUGUUGCCCCUAAACUUGGAUACUUAAAACCAGCUUUAAUACAUUCAUCAUUUUUACCGUCUUUACAAGGAGCUGACACUAAAAUGUCAGCUAGUGAUUUGAAUUCAUCUAUCUAUUUGAAAGAUACUCCUAAGGAAAUAAAAAAUAAAAUCAACAAGUAUGCAUUUUCUGGAGGUCGAGAAACAGUUGAAUUACACCGUGAAAAGGGCGGUGAUUGUAAUGUGGAUAUAUCAUAUCAGUAUUUAAAACAUUUUCUAGAAAGUGAUGAAGAAUUAACUAAAAUUGAAAAAGCUUAUACUUCUGGAAAUAUGUUAACUGGAGAAUUAAAAAAAAUAUUGAUUGAAUCUAUUUCAAAAAUUGUGAAGGAACACCAAACAAACAGAAGCAAAAUUACAGAUGAUGAUGUCAAAGAAUUCAUGACUCCAAGAAAGUUAUCAUAAACUAAGACAAAAACACAAUUAUAUAUUUAAAAAAAAAAAAAUUAAUUUUCAACUUCUAUGUUUUACAUAAUUUAUGUACACACACACACACACACACACACACAAAAAUGUGUUGUUUAAUGU